This is a messenger RNA of Closterium sp. Naga37s-1, 1524 nucleotides long. NCBI's taxonomy places the organism in Eukaryota, Viridiplantae, Streptophyta, Zygnematophyceae, Desmidiales, Closteriaceae. The record is from the annotation of a GenBank genome assembly.
AUGGUUGCGCGAAACCGGGGGCGUGCGGGCGCCGCAGGCUCCGCGGGUAACGCGGGGAACAAUCAGCAGCAGAUAAGAUCUUCUCAGGAGAUUCCUCCUAGCAUCUUACGCUCCAUGAUGACGUCAGCGGCGGGGCUCGUCCCCCCGCCGCCGCAUUCGCCGGUUCCUGCUAACGCCACGCCCGCCUUAGAUCUGGCCAGCGCUAGUAACAUCUUCGCGCUCCUUAACCCGGAUCUAGCGGCGGCGCGGCUCGGGGGAAUGGUGCAAGCUGGUAACGGCGGUCGCGGCGGUACUGUCGGCGGCAUUAGCGGCGGCGUUAGCGGCGGUAUCCGCGGUAGCGGCGGUAGCGGGCCGGGGCAGAUUCUGGGCUCAGCAGGUGGUUCGCUUCCGGUGCCGGCGGCGGCAAGAGCAGCGCCGCAUUCGGCGCCGUCAGUUCCGCCGCCGCGCCCGCCCGCGGCGUAUCUUAUGGCUCAGCAGCUGCAGCGGCAGCAGCAGCAGCAGCAGCAGCAGCAGCAGCAGCAGCAGCAGCAGCAGCAGCAGCAGCAGCAGCAGCAGCAGCAGCAGCAGCAGCAGCAGCAGCAGCAGCAGCAGCAACAUCAACAGCAACAACAGCAGCAACAGCAGCAGCAGCAGCAUCAGCAACAGCAGCAGCAACAGCAGCAGUGGCAAUUAGGCAGUACAUUGGAUUCGCUCUGCCUACCUUUCCCAGGCACCAGCACAACAGCAGCAGCGAAUCUGACCAAUUUUGCCGCCCGCGCUGUUUACAGAACCCCUUCCGGCACGAGCAGCGGCACUAGAGGCGGCAAUGCGGUGCAAAUGAGCGGCAGUGCGGUGCAAAUGAGCAUAGAGGCUAUGAGUCUCAGUGCUGGCGAGUUGCCACCCAACACAGCAGCAGCAGCAGCAGCAGCAGCAGCUGCAGCAACAGCAGGAGCAGUGGUGUCAGCAGCAGCGCCAGGGGUCAUGGGACUCAGUUCGGGCGAGUUGCCUUCCAACACAGCAGCAGCAGGAGUGGUGUCAGCAGCAGAGGCAUCGGUGCCGGGGGUUCUGAGUCUGAGUGGGGGUGAGCUGCCGCCGAACCUGGCAGCAGCAGUGGAGGAAUUGCAGCGAGUUUUAGCGUCCUCCCAGCAGCAGCAGCAGCUGCUGGAUCGGCACUCCCAACAGUCACAGCAGCAGCAAAUGGAGCAGCAGCACACACAGCAGGGGCAGGGGGACAGACAGAGGGCAGCGCAGCAGGAGGGAGGGGAGGGUGGAGGGGGCAUGGGCGGUUUCGGUGUGAUUGUAAACGAGGAGGGUCUAUCGAAGGGCACGUGGUUACCAGAGGAGGAUCGGGUGCUAAUGGAGUAUGUGGAGUGUUACGGGGCCAAGAACUGGGGUAACCUGGUAACCAGAGGGCUGCUGAGACGCUCUGGGAAAAGUUGCAGGCUGCGAUGGGUGAACCAGCUGAAGCCGGGCCUGCAGAGGUACGGUGGCAAGGGCUGCAAGCGGUUCACAGAGCAGGAGUCCAACAUCGUACUCGCCCUACAG